Anopheles funestus (African malaria mosquito) is the source of this 4242-nucleotide messenger RNA. RefSeq names its product dentin sialophosphoprotein-like. Bases 471 to 4022 code for a protein of 1183 amino acids. Lineage: Eukaryota; Metazoa; Arthropoda; Insecta; Diptera; Culicidae. The record is from RefSeq and is a predicted model, not a curated record. The transcript is spliced from 5 exons.
CCCGCGCUUCAUUCUGGUGGUGUGUUGCUGUUUGCUUAGCUCUAAAUUAUGCUAUUUUGGUAGUUGUUGCUUUUUUUUGGUCGACAAUAAGAAGGGAAAGAACAUCCGCGCAAGAAACGAUCGGUUUUCAAGCAGGUUUUGUCUUCAACAGGUAGUGGGGGAAUUGCAUGCGCAAUCGGGAUUUAUCAAAAUGUUGCUGAUCCUGGCGGCCGACCAUCAGUUAGGCAGAAGCGCUCGAACGAUAAGGAGCUCCUCGUUAGUUCCUGGUGGAGAGUUCAGUGUCGGUGCUACAGCGUUCGGUGGUGUAGGUGAAGGCUGUUGGUGCAGUUUUUUUUGUGAUCAAACUGUAACAUAUCACCCGGUUAACCCGGUCACAUUGGAUUUUGUGAGGAAAGAGUUUUGUGUGGUUUGGUUUGGAAUCAAAUAUCGAUAGAGACGAGUUACCGGAUUCGGUGUGUGCGCGAGUCAAGAUGCGGCUAGACUGCAGAUGGAUGCUUUUGCCAAUGCUGGCACUUUUCGUCGAAGCUAGAGAUGCACGAGCAUAUCGUGGAGGCAAAGCAGAAUACAUGAAAGCGGAUCGUAAAGGAGAAACCCAGUUUCAGCAUCAGAAAACUAUCGAUGGGGCCGUAUUGGGAUGCUUCGGAUACGUUGACGGACAGGGAAAAAUGUUUGUCACUCAUUACUUGGCCGAUGUGUCGGGAUAUCGGAGCGUAAGUUUGUCCGCUCCUGAUAAAAUCACCCGCGAUCGUCUCAAAUUGUUGAGGAACGGUGAAGAUGGACCAGCAGCAGAUCUAUUUCCGGUCGACUGUACGGAGGAAGGAGAUUUGGGAAAGUUGCAACGGAUGGCUGAUAAAAUAAAGAAAGAGUUUGAGAGUGGUAAUGAUGAUGAGGAACCGCAAAGGAAAUCUCCCUCCUAUGAUAAGAAAGGAGAACCAGCCAAUCCCACUGAAGGUGGAAAUGUUCCGAAAAAGAGUGAUAAUGAUAGUCAAAAGCCGAAAAAACAACCAUCAGAAGCAAUUCCGAGUGAAAUGCCAAACAAACAACAAAAUGUUCGAUUGAUAAACGUCAGAGAUCCGAGUACAUUUAGAAAACCGGUAAAGAAACUCGUAGAAAGCGUAUUACCGACACGGAAAUCGCCAACUAAACCAGGUGUAAGUAACGAUAAAUCAGAUCCUGCAAAUGAUUCUCAAGCGAAAGCAGAACCAGGAAAUUCUACUCCUGAAAAACUGCAAUAUCCGAAGUCAUCACAACAACCGAAUCAAGUGGACCAGCCGCAAUCUAAUAAGCGAUUUGAGAAACCUUCAGAAAAGGAACAGGACCUGUCCACAAAGCCAAAUGUAGCAGCUAAGACAACGGCUGAUACUAAAAAUACAAAAGACGAUUUAGCAGCUGAAAAGCCAAAAGAUGAACUGAAUAAAGACCCAACUGAUAGAAAGCAAUCGCCGAAGUCCGGAAAUGAACCAAGUAAGCUGUAUCCAGAAACCUCAAAGCCUGAACCCAAGAAGGAGUCUGAUAAGUCUGCAACCAAAAACAAAAAGCCCAACAAAGAUGCAAAGGCAUCUGAGAAGCCCGAAGAUCAACAAGACGAUUCGAAUGCGGAGGAUGAAUUAGACGAUGAUUCUAACGAUCCUAAGCAAUCGUCGAAGACAGGAAAGGAACCGAGUAAGGCCGAUAAAGAAUCUCCAAAGGCUUUAACCAAGAAGGGAUCUGACGAUCCUAAGGAAUCGUCGAAGUCAGGAACAGAACCGAGUAAGGUCGACAAAGAAUCCUCAAAGCCUGAACCGAAAAAGGGAUCUGACAAGCCUGCAAGUAAGAACAAAACGCCCGACGAUGAUGCAAAAGCAUCUGAGAAGCCUGAAGAUCAACAAGACGAUUUGAAUGCGGAGGAUGAAUUAGACGAUGAUUCUAACGAUCCUAAGCAAUCGUCGAAGUCAGGAAAGAAACCGAGUAUGGCCGACAAAGAAUCCUCAAAGCCUGAAACCAAGAAGGGAUUUGACGAUCCUAAGGAAUCGUCGAAGUCAGGAAAGGAACCAAGUAAGGCCGAUAAAGAAUCCUCAAAGCCUGAACCCAAGAAGGGAUCUGACGAUCCUAAGGAAUCGUCGAAGUCAGGAAAGGAACCAAGUAAGACCGACAAAGAAUCCUCAAAGCCUGAACCGAAAAAGGGAUCUGACAAGCCUGCAAGUAAGAACGAAAAGCCCGACGAUGAUUCAAAAGCAUCUGAGAAGCCUGAAGAUCAACAAGACGAUUCGAAUGCGGAGGAUGAAUUAGACGAUGAUUCUAACGAUCCUAAGCAAUCGUCGAAGUCAGGAAAGAAACCGAGUAUGGCCGACAAAGAAUCCUCAAAGCCUGAAACCAAGAAGGGAUUUGACGAUCCUAAGGAAUCUUCGAAGUCAGGAAAGGAACCAAGUAAGGCCGAUAAAGAAUCCUCAAAGCCUGAACCCAAGAAGGGAUCUGACGAUCCUAAGGAAUCGUCGAAGUCAGGAAAGGAACCAAGUAAGGCCGAUAAAGAAUCCUCAAAGCCUGAACCCAAGAAGGGAUCUGACGAUCCUAAGGAAUCGUCGAAGUCAGGAAAGGAACCAAGUAAGGCCGAUAAAGAAUCCUUAAAGCCUGAACCCAAGAAGGGAUCUGACGAUCCUAAGGAAUCGUCGAAGUCAGGAAAGGAACCAAGCAAGGCCGAUAAAGAAUCUCUAAAGGCUGAAACCAAGAAGGGAUCUGACGAUCCUAAGGAAUCGUCGAAGUCAGGAACAGAACCGAGUAAGGUCGACAAAGAAUUCUCAAAGCCUGAACCGAAAAAGGGAUCUGACAAGCCUGCAAGUAAGAACAAAACGCCCGACGAUGAUGCAAAGGCAUCUGAGAAGCCUGAAGAUCAACAAGACGAUUCGAAUGCGGAGGAUGAAUUAGACGAUGAUUCCAACGCUCCUAAGCAAUCGUCGAAGUCAGGAAAAGAACCGAGUAUGGCCGACAAAGAAUCCUCAAAGAAAGAACCCAAGAAGGGAUCUGACAAACCUGUAAGCAAGAACAAAAAGCCCCACGAUGAUGCAAAGUCGUCCAACCAACCUGAUGAUCAGGAUGCUGAAAACGAAGACGGGAAAUCGGUUGAAGAUGACCGAAAUGCUUCGAAAUCAGUGGCUUCUCGCUUUUCUGAUCCAAGUGGAAAAUCUAGUAACAAGGGCAAAACCGAUCCAAAUAGCCCAUCAGGACCAGCGACUAGAGAGGGUCCGUCUGCAUCGUCGCUUACUAAUAUUUACCCAACGCCACCAUUCGAAGCUGAGCUCCCGUCGUCGGGGCUGAGUAGACCAAGUGAUUCAAAUGACGUUUUGCCUACUAUUAGCAGGGUGUUGCCAGUGAAUCGAGACAUUAUUGCUUCAUUGCUUGGCGGUGGAAUUGGAAAUAAACCUCCGAUAGCUCCAAAAACGGCCGCACCAUCAGCAACCGACGGUGAUGUGUACGAUGAGGUAGACGAUGAAGAGGACACUGACUCGGUUGAUGCAGAAACGGCAGAGAAGCAACAGAAAAACGAACCGGAAAAACCGAACCAAUCACGCCCGGAACCAACGGAUGCAGGCAGUUGCAUCGAGAUCGUACUGAAGGUACCUACAGACGCUAGGCAUGUAAUAGUGCGGACGGAAAAUCCAACGUUUAAAACGCAAGAUGGAGCUUCGUUGAACGACCUGGUGAACAAAAUUGCCCCUGGUGUUUAUGAUGUCCAGCUGGCCAAGUUUGGUAAGGUGGUGUUUGAGAAGUAUGAUAAACCCUCGUCCGAGGCAGGAUCGGGAGCACCGAGCAAUCUGGGAAAGGCAUUCAAUUAUGAUGAGCUGGUACCGAAGCCAAGGAAUUCUGUCUCUAAUGCACGAGUACCGGGAGAUAGUACAAAUGCGUACCUACCGAAGGCCGAUAACGCUCGAUCUCGUGUUGACGUUAGUGGUGAUGCGAAAAGUGGAAAGUCGGCUAGAGAUGAAAAUGAGCCAGCAAACCAACGCCACAUUCCGGACAGAUUCCUAGGAAAGGGACGACGAGGUUGAAAAUAUUGGUUCGAAAUCGAGUUUGAAGACUGGUAGGGAAAGGGAAACACAUCCGUAGGAUUUGGGGUGGAAAAACUAUGGCGACAGUGUCAUUGAUGUAAUUCUAUCUAAAGAAGAAACAAAAAUGAAAGAAGCAAGGUACAAUGGGUAAUAAAUAAAAAAAAUCAACAAUAUGUGGAACCUGGUGUAUAAGAAUAUUUUAAUGGGUGGUGGGAAAGUA